This is a messenger RNA of Sebastes umbrosus (honeycomb rockfish), 2640 nucleotides long. RefSeq lists its product as uncharacterized. The transcript is spliced from 7 exons. The record is from RefSeq and is a predicted model, not a curated record. Bases 87 to 2309 code for a protein of 740 amino acids. NCBI's taxonomy places the organism in Eukaryota, Metazoa, Chordata, Actinopteri, Perciformes, Sebastidae.
ACACACUUGACUGAUCAGCAGCUACUUAAACUCAGGUGUGUCUGCUGCUCACCUUUAAUCACUGUGUGUGUUGCUCUGUGUUUUUCAUGUCCACGUUCUCAACCAGGUCGAAUAUGGCAGCAACGGCAGCCGUGAACAGACCUCCACCAGCUCAUCCAGGACCAAAUGGAGGGAACCUACACACUCGCGCUAACUGCAGCGGACCGACCUCUCAGCAGCAGGAUCCGAGACUGCACGGCACAAACCAAGACCCGGGACCUUCAUCCCAUCCCCCACACCACGUCUACGGUCGGCCCUUCCUCUACGUCCCUGCUCCACCUCCACCCCCUUUCCUCCACUACCAGUGGCCCAUGCCCUUCUCCUAUAACCCCUUUGCAGGCUUCCCAGGCAUGGGCUAUGGUAUGGUGAUGCCCCAAUUCCCCCCUCCUCUGCCUUAUAUGGAGGCUCCAGCCUACAUUAUGCCCCACCCUCACGUUCAACCAGUGGACUACAGACGCUUGCUCCACCCCCAGGUCCACGCUCCCAGUGCACCCUACCAGAACCCAAACCAGGCCCACAGAGUCCGUCUGCCUCAUACUGGCCCCAUUAGAGAAACUGUGAACUGUGAGGUCCAAACAGAACCCACGCGGAGAGGCCAUGGGAGCUACGAUGAAGAAAGCCCCCUCGUCCGCUCAGAUUCUGGGCGUGGAUCUCCCUCGUCUUCGAGUUCCAGCUCCCAAAAGCGAAGCUCUGCCGAGGUUGAGAACUACACCUUACCCAGCAGUAAUGCAAACGACACCCAGGUUAAAAGGACUGGCACAGUCAAACAUGGCUUUAACGCCCUACAUCCUACUAAGACGAAGACCGUCCAGUCCUGUAUCAGAGGAACGCUAGAGAAGCAGAAGAGCCGUAAAGACAGUGUCGGUCAGGAGAACGUCCCCCCUUGCAGAAACGGUCACUGCAACAUGUGGUCGGUGGGUUCUUCAGGUAGUAUGGUCCCUGUGUGUACCUCUUCUCAACAAGAGGAGGAGGUUGUCAAAGAGAGACGCAUCUCUGUUCCUGACAUUCUGAUGAGUUGGGGAGGUAGCACGCCGCAGGCAGCGAUGCUGCAAAUGGCCGAGAAGCUGGCUCAGAAUGACCACCAGCUUCCGUCUUACAGAACCGAAGUAAAGCAUGAUAAGUCCGUUAACCAGAGUCCAACUGAGAGCAAGAAUGGUCCAAUGGCUGACUGUGCUGAUGCUAAUGACGCCGAGAGUAACUUGAGCUCUACGGACAGCGCAACCCAUUCCAAGAUCCCCAAACUAAGAGAAGCUCACGAAGAGCAAAAGGCCAACUCUAGAAGAGAAAAUGAGCCUGUGGGAUUGGUCGGCAUACCCUACAGAGAUGAACUGCUACAUUCACUAAACACAUCCCAUAAGCUCCCUGACAAUGAGCAAGAAAAUGGCAAUGAGACAAAUCCACAUGAAGACACGACAGACAUCACUCCCUAUCAAAAGUCUUUUAAUAGCUUUCAGAUGAAGAGAAAAAUGAAUGAGUCUGUUUGGUCGGUGGAGUCUCUGGCCCCCUGUAUCCCCACUAAGGAGUGGCUGUUGCACAACAGCACGUUUGAGCCAGAAGUCAUAGUCGAGAUGACGGAGGAUGUUGAAAAUGGUACACCGUUGACCCUAAUUGUCAAAGCAAGUAAAGAGAGGAGACGGACGCGUCGCAGGUGUUCCUUUUCUGACUCUGUUCUGAUGUCGGACAGCUGGCUCAUUUACAAUACCCCCCCUGAGAAGCAAAGUCUACCAAAGAAGCCAGAAAUUGAAAGUGACAUUGAUGCCUCUGAGAUCCGACCAAAGCAAGUCCAGAGCACGGCUCCUUCAGAAAAAGAUCCCUUAGCUUCCCCGACUCGCCUGCCACAGAGUCAGAUAGUUUUAUCUACCCCCACUGAAGAGGAUGACGACAAAAAUAGUUCUUUUGAACCAGAGGCUAAUCGAAGCCCAAACCAGGAAUCUCUCAUUGUAAAUGAGCAGCAGGAGAAAAGCGCCUGCUCUCCCGAGCAGGAAGAAACUCCCCUCUUGAACUCGGCGGCAGGUUUGACGACCUCAACUGCAGGCCAAAACCGAGUGGAAAUGGAGGAUAGAGCAUGCGGGAACGAAGAAGUUGGUCAACUGAGAAACGAGCAACUGUGUGUCCCGAUGGCUGACCAGAAGAUGGCCGAAGUGUCUCCGUCAAAGGGACAUUUAGUGGACUGCGGCAUCCAGUGUAUUGAACUCCAGCAGUGUGCUUCAUGUAAUGAGAAGAUCGGCACGGGACCAGUCAGAAGACAGUUUUUAAAUAUUCAGAUGUGAAGAAAGGAAACAAUGGCCAAGCAGAUGGAUUCUGCGUGAAGGGACAAAUGCAGAAAAACCAGAAGAAGAAUCACUGGAAGAACAGAGAAGGUGACCACAACCCCCAGAAGGUGGCGCCCUGAGAAAAGCACAGCAGCCAGCAGGAAGCCUACAACGGAUUUAGCAAACCUGUGAAACCUCAAGGUGGACACAGAAGGAACACACGCUGCUGAGCACUGCUGCACUCCACAAGACAACUCUUGGUUUUAAAGAUACAAUUUAAUAUUAAAAAUGAAUUUCAAAUUAAAUGUACUAAUUCUAUUUUUCAAUAAAUUUAUAAUACAUUUUUAAA